This is a messenger RNA of Salvelinus sp. IW2-2015, 473 nucleotides long. Its product is annotated as TBC1 domain family member 23. The record is from RefSeq and is a predicted model, not a curated record. NCBI's taxonomy places the organism in Eukaryota, Metazoa, Chordata, Actinopteri, Salmoniformes, Salmonidae.
UUGAGGCGACUUCGCCGGCAGGCUGGCUCAUUGCCCGGAGGCAGCCCGGUUCCAAGACGAACGCGACCAACGCUAACCCUGGGAAGGUCCUGGGCAUUAAUCGAAUCCUCUCCAUGCUCUUCUGGACGGCAAUUUUGACGUUGACGUCAAUACAGCAAUGGCGGAUGCAGUGGAGGAAGUUCUUGAAGGCAGCUGGGAUCAGGAUCUGGCUGAGGCCCUGGACUCUGGAGGCUCUGACCUGGAGCUUGAGAUGGACAUACAGGGGGAGCUGGGGUUGGGGGGAGGUCUGGGUCUGGAUGGGGAAGAGGCCAGCGGGGUUAUUCGAGUCCAGGAACUACCAGCCCAGCAGAGAGCCAAGCUGUGGAAGAUUGCGCUGAAUGUGGCAGGUAAAGGAGACAGUCUGUCCUCGUGGGAUGGAGUCCUGGAUCUUCCAGAACAGACCCUUAUACACACCCGCUGCCAGCAGCUCAUUG